Messenger RNA from Ictalurus punctatus (channel catfish), 14618 nucleotides. RefSeq names its product serine/threonine-protein kinase WNK3 (gene wnk3). Gene Ontology annotation, molecular function: potassium channel inhibitor activity; chloride channel inhibitor activity; ATP binding. Gene Ontology annotation, biological process: monoatomic ion homeostasis; protein phosphorylation; intracellular signal transduction. Bases 1452 to 10955 code for a protein of 3167 amino acids. NCBI's taxonomy places the organism in Eukaryota, Metazoa, Chordata, Actinopteri, Siluriformes, Ictaluridae. Gene Ontology annotation, cellular component: cytosol; cytoplasm. The transcript has 24 exons. The record is from RefSeq and is a predicted model, not a curated record.
AUACCAGCUUUUAUAGGCAUAUUGACAACCCUACCUCUCGGUACACGAAUGCUCCAUCCAGUUUACUAUUACUAAUGCUAUUUCAGCAGGGCAUCUGCUCACAGAUCCUAAUUGUAGCUCAUCCUCAAUAUACAUACACAAAACUGUCCUGGACAUCUCAGCCUGCAAUGUUAAGUCGAGUCGCAAGUCUUCUUUAAUUUGAUCAAAGUCGAGUCGCAAGUCUUCUUUAAUGAUGUCAAAGCCGAGGUGCAAGUCUUUAAUUAUGUCAAAGCCGAGGUGCAAGUCAGCAAAUGUGUGACUCCAGUCCAAGUCAUGUGACUCGGGUCCACAACACUGCAUGAGCACGCGUGCCUUUGUAUAAGCAGUCUGUAAUUACCGCCAUAAAGAGAUCUUACUACAUCCAGUCCGUGCACGCGUCUAAUUAUUAUGCACGUGCAGUCCGUUAAACGUGUUACUUAUUCGUACUGCUCUCUGCAUAAACGAUACCGCUGACCUGUCGCGAGCUUGUUUCCAGUGCGCGUUCCCGAGCAGGUGGCUAGACGCAGGAGCGCGCACCUUAAACCCUUCCCAUCGCAUCUCCCUCCUUUCUGUGCUGCUAGAAGAGACAUCAACCACUUCAGGAGACUAUCGAACUUCAGGGUGGUGACUUUGCAACCCUGCCCUGGAUUGUUUUCCUAUUACAGCACACCCCCCCGGUUGUGUUUUUUCAUAGCUUCUCCACGCAAGCUACAAGUGAAAUCACACAAUGUGAAGUGAAACCCUUUCUACAGAACACUUCUGCUGCUUAUACGCUCGCGCGCGUUCCCGAGACACACGAGCGCGCACAUUCAGCCCUCCCCGUGCCGUCUAUCUAAAGACUGAACAGACCGAGACAUGAGGAGAGACGCGGUCCGUGACAGCACUGCUGACACACAGACACCACCACCGCUUUGUGAAUGAUGUAAAGAAAAAGAAAAAAGAAAAGAAAUGAUGGAAUUAUAAACAUGUAGGCUUUAUACACCUCGGCGUGAGAAUCUCUCUCUGUGUGCGCGCGCGCGCGCUCGCUCGCUCGCUCGCGUGCGUUUACUGGCGCUCAAACAGGAGACGUAAAACGUUUAUAGCCAUGGAAUACCCACCAAUGAUUCUGGGAGAAUGUCUUUAAUCCUUGCUUUCUGAAUACGUCCUGGAAAUGUUUCCGAAAUCACGGAGCUGUUCCGUGUUGAGGAAUAAACAGUAAGCAGCCCUGCUUUUGUUCCCAGCCGGCUGAAUAUAAACACACCACGGCGGAAGAUGCUUCGUACCGGCUUUACCUGAAGCUGAGCAACAUUAUUUUGUUGGGAUGGAUAGAAGACGUGCACUGACUGAAAACUGACACACACUAGCAAGGGUGCUCUGAGUGUGUGAACCAGACCAAACCCAAAAAAAGAAACAGGAGGGAAGGAGUUUUUCUUAUUUAUUUAGUUUUUACUGUCAUGGCGACCGACCCAGGAGAGCCCACCGGCACGGAGGAGUCAUCCGGAGAGAAACCUGAUGGAGAGAGGGAGGAAGAGAACGAGAGGACGGGGAACCAGUCAGCCAGCCGAAGGGAGAGCCGGACACCAGAGAGAGGGGCUGGACAAGAGGAAGCCUCGGGAGCAAGGGCAGAAGGAGAAAUCGGUGAGGCACAAGAGCAAAGUUCUCAUCCGAAGCGUGAGAACAAACGCUUCUUUCGGAAGAGCGUGGAACUCUGUGAGAAGGAUGAGCUUGUCGAGGAGGACGAGGGCCUUCAUAGCGUCCCUCAUUCUGAGCUCCAUGCCUCGGACUCUGUUUUCAGUGAUGGAACUCUGCAUGUACCCACUGAUGGCACCCACGGUGGCGGCCUAGACCUGGAAAAGGGUGCCCCGUCAGUGGCCAGGCUAAAGGGAAAGGAGCGUGAGUCUGAGCAGGAGGAGGAGGCUGAGAUGAAAGCUGUGGCCACAUCACCCGGUGGCCGCUUCCUUAAAUUCGACAUUGAGCUUGGCCGAGGAGCUUUUAAGACUGUUUAUAAAGGCCUGGACACGGAGACGUGGGUGGAAGUGGCCUGGUGUGAACUACAGGAUGGCAAGCUGACCAAGGCAGAGCAGCAGCGUUUCAAAGAGGAAGCCGAGAUGCUAAAGGGCCUGCAGCACCCCAACAUCGUGCGCUUCUACGACUUCUGGGAGUCGACUGUCCGGGGGAAGAAGUGCAUCGUCCUCGUCACAGAGCUCAUGACCUCGGGGACACUCAAAACAUACCUUAAGCGCUUUAAGGUUAUGAAGCCGAAGGUGUUGCGCAGCUGGUGCAGGCAAAUCCUGAAGGGUCUGCAUUUCCUUCACACGCGUACGCCGCCCAUUGUGCACCGUGACUUAAAGUGCGACAACAUCUUUAUCACAGGCCCCACAGGCUCGGUGAAGAUCGGAGACCUCGGCCUGGCCACGCUAAUGAGGACGUCCUUCGCCAAGAGUGUGAUCGGUACCCCAGAGUUCAUGGCUCCAGAGAUGUACGAGGAACACUAUGACGAAUCCGUGGAUGUCUACGCCUUUGGCAUGUGCAUGCUCGAGAUGGCUACGUCCGAGUACCCUUAUUCUGAGUGUCAGAAUGCUGCCCAGAUCUACCGCAAGGUCACCAGUGGGAUCAAGCCCGCCAGUUUUGAUAAGGUGAACGAUCCAGAAAUUAAGGAGAUCAUUGAGGGCUGCAUUCGGCAGAACCGAGGAGAACGGCUUUCCAUUAAGGACCUGCUGAACCAUACCUUCUUUGGCGAGGACACAGGCGUGCGAGUGGAGUUGGCGGAAGAGGACGUGGGCAAUCAGGACUGUCUGGCACUACGUAUUUGGGUGGAGGAGCCUAAAAAACUGAAGGGCAAGCACAAGGACAAUGAGGCCAUUGAGUUCAGCUACAACCUGGAGAAUGACAGCGCAGAGGAAGUGGCGUUGGAGAUGGUCAAGUCUGGGUUUUUCCACGAGAGUGACGCGAAGGUUGUGGGAAAGUCUAUUCGAGACAGGAUAACUCAGAUUAAGAAGUUCCGCGCAACACGACAACAGCGAGCCCUAGACGGGAGGCGAGACUCUAGCUUGGCUUCUGCUACCCCCUUCACCAGUUUUACUUCUUUCCCCUCUUCCCUGGGUCCUGGGGCUCCUGCUAUUCCUACUGCUGCCUCUGUUGGGGUUACUGGGGGGCACAGGGAGGGAGAGGACCUGCAAGAGGUGGAGCAACACACUCGACAACAGAUCCCCAUCAGCAGUGCACAAGGCCACAUCGAAACAGAGAACCUCUCUGCAAUCAGUGGAGAAUCAUUUGCAGGUGCACAAAGCCUUCCCUAUUCAUCAGCAGGAGACUCUGGAAUCUCUUUUGCCAACACUCAGACCAGCUUUCCCACUGGGACAUCUUCACUGGCCCCAUAUCCCACAGACGUAACACAAACAGCACUCCCCCAGCCAGGAGAGGCAGUUUCUUCUCAUGCUUCUCUUAUACAGACACAGUCAUACUUGACCCCCGUUUCACCCCAGGCCUCCAUUAGUAUUAUUUCUGCAGAGUCCGUAGUACCAUCUUUGAGCAAUCUGAUGCCACAAACUAAACAGAGCCAGCAUAAUGUUGCACCUCUGCCACAGACUGAAAUUUUGCCUCAACAACCUGCAGUUCAGCCACAACAACAGGUAGUGUUAGAUCUGCAGACUACAUUGCUACAACAACCACCACCGUCACAACAACAACAGGCAGUUCCAUUACAACAGAUGGAGCAAAUUCUAAAGCAGGGUAUUUUAAUGCAACAGCCUCCUACUUCAGCUGGUAUACCACCCCCGCAGAUAGAGAACCCACAGUUAGUUUUGCAGGAGCAGCAGCUGCAUUCAAGUGUAGCACAGCAACAAUAUAUACCACACCAACAGACUUUGGUGCACCCUCAGCAGGUAGACCCACAGCAACAUAUAUAUGCACAGCAACCUGUAGGAGUACCUAAAGCACAGCAAUCUGUAAUUCAACAGCAGGUCCAACAGACAGUAUCUAUCCAGCAACUAUCAAUGGAACAACAGCAGCAAGAACCACCAUCGUUACUGCAGCAACACCAUCAACAGUUAUAUGUGCCAAGUCAGGCAGAACCUCAAAAGUCAGCCAUGAUGCAAUCAACUCCUCAGCAGUUACCACUUGCAGAGCAACAACAAGCAGUUCAUGGUAUGCAGCAAUUGGAACAGCAGAAACAGCACAAAAUUUAUUCAGAGCAACAACAACAGAUAGAGCAACAAGAAAUACAAAUUCAAAUACAACAGCAAAAUCCUGCAGUGACGCAGCAGAUGGAGCAACAGAAUCCACAGUUGCUGCAGCAAGUACAACAACAGCAGGCUAUUUUACAACAGGCAGGUGAGCAGCAGCAGCGACAGGCACUAUUGCAGCAGCCCUUGGAGCAACAAGAAGGUCUGUUGCUACAACAAAUUCUUUUACACCAACAACAGUUUGACCGGCAGUCCUUAUUACAGCAAACUCAACCACAGAUAGAACAACAGAACAUGCUAAGACCACAACAGACAGAGCAACAGCCACAACAGAUCGAGCAAGAAGCUUUCUUGCAAAAGCAUGCUAUUUUACACCAACAGCAGCAACAAGUGCAACUCCUACAACAGCAACAGCAGUUAGAGCAAAAACAAGUUCUUUUGCAAAAGCAGCACCAAAUGGAUCAUCAACAAGGUUUAUUAUGGCAGCAGCAGUCUUUACAACAGCAGCAGGCUGUACUGCAGCACAUUUCACAGUCUCAGCUUGCACAAUCACAAAUACAGCAACAGUCAGAGCAACAAGCUUUUCAGCCACAGAUUGACCAACAGCAGCAAAUGUUAGUACAACAGCAGAGAGAACUACAAAUGCAACAUCAGGCUCUUGUACAACACCAACAACCAAAUACGGAGUCACAGCAGGCACUACCCAAGCGACACCAGGAAAAGGAGCAGCUUCAACAGCAAGCUUUAUUUUUACAAGAGCAACAUUUGGACCAACAAGCUGUUACUCUUGAGUCUGUUCAACAGCAGCAGGAUCAGCAGCAGUGUCAACAGCAAGCUGUAUUUUUGCAACAGCAAAAACAGUUGAACCAACAAGUACCCCUUGGGCAACAUCACAGUGGCCAACAGCAAACUGUUUCUUUUGAGUCUAUUCAGAAGCAGCAGGGUCUGCUGAGUCAGCAACAGGAUCAGCAACAUCAACAGCAAGCUUUGUUCUUACAACAGUCAAACCAACAAGUAGCUCUUGGGCAAAAUCACAGCGGACAACAGCAAGCUGUUAAUCUUGAGAUUGUUCAGCAGCAAGCCCUACUCAAGCAACAACAACUUUUACAGCAACAGUCAAACCAACAUGUAGCCCCUGUGCAGCAUUACAGUGGACAACAGCAGGCUGUUACGCUUGAGAUUGUGCAACAGCAGAAUCUACUCAAGCAACAGCAGGAUCAACAGCAUCUUCAACAGCAAGCUUUGUUUUUACAACAGAAACAACAGUUAGACCAACAAGUAGCCCCUGGGCAGCAGCACAGUAGGCAACAGCAAGCCGUAGGUCUUGAAACUGUUCCACAGCAGCAGGUUGUACUUCAGUAUGAGCAGCAGCAAGCCUUGUUACUACAGCAGCCCCUUCAGUCGCACAAAAGUAUUACUCAACACAAAGUAGAACAACACCAACAAGAAUUUGUUCAGCAACAAACUUUUAUCGCUGGGCAGCAAGAUGGAAAUUCUGCUGUGGAAUCACAGGUAACGAUUGUUGCUCAGUCAGCAUCACAAAUGGUUACCUCCCAAAUUUCUAGUCAGUUACAAACACCUGUACACAUGGACCAACAUGCAUCGUCUCUGUCAGCACCUCAAACUCAAGGGCCAAUACAACAGAAACAAAGUGAUAUUACACAAAUCCAUGGUCAAAUAGCUUUACAGACCCAAGGUCUCUCAGCAACACAAUCACAAAUUCCAUCCCUAGCACAGCCUAGCUCCAUCCAGUUGAAGAGUCCGCAAGCAUUUCCAGCUCCAAUGCAGAGGCAGGAUUCAGCACAACCAUUAGUACAGGCCCAGACAUAUGUCCCAAAUGAGGCACAGGCUCAAAUGAUUAUACAGGGACAGAAUCUUCAAGCUCAAGUCAUGCCACAUCAAACCAGAACUCCUGUCCAUUGUCAAGUUCCUGCAGUACCAGCGUCAACGCAAUUAUCAAGCCAAAUUCAGUCUCAAGUUCAGGCCCCUUCUGCCUUGCACACAAUGCAGUAUUUUCAAGCCUCACAACUCAGUCAACACACCAUUCAGCCAAUGCAGGUUGACUUUACACAGGGUACACAACAGCAGUAUCGACAAAUGGUGAUGUCUCCAGUAACAGUGGCAAGUACCACUGCUGUGUCCUCAGGUACUGUAGUUCCUGCUACAGUACCUACCACACAGCAAUACUUGCAGCAGACAGGCCAGGCUCAAAAUCAAAUCCAAGCACAGACACAGCCUACUCUGCCGGGACAGCAACAGCCAGGUGGCAUCACCAUUCAGACUGCCAUGCAGCCCAUGCCCCUUGUGCAACCUCAAAUUGCUCCACAGUAUGAACAGCAAACACUGCAAUUCCAACAGGUACAGCAGCAGCCAGUACAGCUGCAGGAUCAGGCUCAGAUUUUGUCAUCUGUUCAGCAGCCUCCACCAUCCCAGCAAACUGCUGUCGCACUAGAUCUCAAUCAGUGGUCAUCUCCUCUCCCCUCUGCUUUGCACCCUGGGGUUCCAUCACAUGACUUACCAAGGCAACCCUGUCCGACACAAAUUCAGACUGCUGCGCAUUGCAGUCAUGUUGUAGUAGGCCUACCACCUUCCCCACAACACCAGCCUCAAUCAAUCUUGCUUGCACAUACUCACAGCCAGACACAAGCUCACUCACACACCGAUAUAUACACUGAGACUGCAGGCACAUCUGUGCAGCCACUAUACCCCCAAGUUCCCCUGCAGCCCCUCCAGAUACCCUCCAGUCCAUCUCAUACCUCCCUCAUCACUACCAACUUAUCAGGCUCCCAGCUUGCCCCCACUGCUUCAGAAGUCCCAGUACCAGCUGAGGCACAGCUAAGCCAGGCUGUGCUAACCGAUAUAGUUCUGACUUCCCUUCCUCCUAUCAGUGCUUCACAGCUCCCUGGUUCUAAUGGCACUGCCCUUCCCCCAAACUUGCUGGCAGACUGUGACCCUGCAUUGCCGGGCAUUGCACAGGGGAGCCCAAACCAAUCUGCCAACCGACAUUCGUUAGUAGGCUCUGCUCUAGUCAGUAGAGAGGAAUCCCCGUUACCCUUGGUUAAUGAAAAGCUGGAGAAAAUAAAGACUCAGCGGAGAUCUUCCUACCAACGGCCUGAGAGAACCGCUCACUUCCAGCUAAGCAUGCUACAGGUGUCAAACACUGGAGACAACAUGGUGGAGUGCCAGCUCGAAACUCACAGUAACAAGAUGGUCACGUUCAAGUUUGAUAUUGAGGAAGAUGCACCUGAAGAUAUAGCCGAUUACAUGGUGGAAGAGGAUUUUGUCCUUGAAUCAGAGAAAGAAAAAUUUGUAGAGGAUUUGAGGGCUAUAGUGAAGAAAGCCCAGGAGAUCCUUAGCACUCAGUCAAAGACUGGAUCCAUGGAGCAGCUACAUGUAACCACACCAUCAAGUUCAACAGACUCUGCGCCUCAGUCUUCUCCAGUGGGUCGCUGGCGAUUUUUUAUCAACCAGACCAUUCGUCAUCGUGACUCUCAGUCCAACCGUGAAGCCUCCACGCCUUCACCAGCAGGGGAGAGCCAGGGCCAGAUUGAGCGAGCUUCAGACCAUGAGGAUUCACAGCAGUCAGACUCUCUGUCCGGACUACAUUUUUCUCCAUGUUCCUCACUUUCAGUGUCCUCUGUUCCUCCCUCCACUGUGUCUGUCAAAGACUCAAGCCCUGCUGUCCCUAUUCCUGGUACCACCGCCUUGGACUCCACGAGCUCUCUUCCACCAGUACUUCACAUGUCCACAGGAGAUGCAGUCAUUCAAGACGAAGCAGCUAUUGCGCUGCCAGGUUCGGGGAAAGGGUUUGCAACUACUAUUCAAGCCACAGUCCCCAACCAAACCUCUUCUAUUCAUGUUACAGCCUUUCCUGUGGCUGAUCAUGUCCAUACCUUGGCAUCUAGCAAGGAUAUGAGCAUGGGUUCCAAUUUUGGCCUUGGGUCCGAAGAUGCUUCUACUUCUACUAUAGUGCACAGCAUGCCUGAAGAUCAAAUGUCACACUCUGGUAGUUUGGCUCAGAGCACCCUGUCAUCUUGCAUGUUAAAUCAUGGGGAACAAGUGCAGCAACUGCAGCAGUUACCCCAAGUGCCAUCAAUGCAGAAACCUGAGAUACUCCAGCAAGGCAAUCUGCAAUCUCAAUCUCUCACAGAAGCCUAUUCAGUACAGACUAAGCCAAUGGCGACAGUGUCCCAGUACAUAGCCCAUGACAAACUUUCUUCAGCUGCAGAGCAAGAUGCACAGCCCUGUCAAGCUGAGCAUCCAGCAUCCCAUUUCCAUCCAAUGCAACAGUCGAUUCUACAGCAAAUCCCAUACCAACAGGGACAGUCGGAAAUUCCACUGGAAUCACUAGGCCAGCAGAGUGUCCAUUUACAGUCACAUGCCAGUCUGGAUCAGAUGCAGCUGCAUGGUGUAGUGCAGAAGCAGGCAGUUCCGCCGCCGCAGUAUGAACAACAAGACACCGUGCUGAACCCUAAAGCGCUGGCCAUACAAUCUCAGCAAAAAUUAGAAACACACGAACCCUUACUGGCUCAGUCUUCAAUCUCAAAUCAGGUUCCUCCUGAGGAAACGCAACCCAAGCUAGAGCAGGUGCUUCAGCCUACAUCCCUGCUUGUGCAGAAGCAGCUCUCUAUCCAGCAGUUGGAAUCAGAGUUCUCUACAGGACAGGUCACUGCCACAGAUGACACUUUCAGCCAGUCUGCUCCUUUGCACGCAUUGUCUGAUGCCUCUCUCCCUCCUCUCUCACUCUCAGAGACAGCUCUGCCAGCUCUGGCUCACGUGCUCUCCCCUUCUCCCGCCCAGCCUUCUUCAGUAGCUGAGUCAGACAGUGAGGGCCCCCCAAAAAUUGAGUUUGUUGACAACCGUAUAAAAACACUCGAUGAAAAGCUAAGGAAUCUGCUUUAUCAGGAGCACAGUGGCAGCGGGGCAGCCAUCUCCACCCACACUCCUGACCUGACCUCCUCCUCCGCUACAGCUGCCACAUCAGCCAGGGGAGAGGAGUCAUCCGAGUCUCACACAUUGCCACUCUCCACCUUCCCACUUCCUCCGGCCUGCUCUUCAGACACUUCUCCACAUUCCUCCUCCUGCACCACUUCCUCCACCACCUCUCGUUCUUCCUCCACCUCAUCAGACAGAGAAAGGGAGAGAACAGGAGAAGAUUGCGUCACCCAGAGAGCUCCAACCCCCUCCACUGCUGUAGAGCACCAACCUGCCUCAUCCUUCUCCUCCACUUCCCUACCCUGCUCCCUCCUUUCCCCUCCACAGGAGACUGUGCCUGGGCCUAUAUCUCCACCCAGUGAAUCUACAGUCCUUGCUGUCCCCUCCCCCUCUGACAGUGCCGCCGUAGAUGUCCUCCAGCCUUCCUUGUCCCAGCAGUCCCUUUCACCAGCAGCCGGACAGCAGCAGCAGCAGCAAAAUGCAGGAGGUGGAUAUUUUGGCCUAAACCUGACUUGUCCUAGUAUCAGAAAUCCUGUUAGCAAGAAAUCCUGGACUCGCAAAUUCAAAAGCUGGGCGUGCAAACUGCGCCACUCCACCAGCUUGUUCAAGAAGCCCAGAGUCCAGAAAGAUGAGAAUUCUAGCAGUCAGGGAGUGAAUGAAGACGGAGAGACUCCCACAAAUUCCCAGCCAUGUUUGCACAGAGGACGUUUCCAGGUGACCCCAGUCACCCAGCCCGAGGACCCAACGCCCACAGCAGAGGUAGCGCCGAACCAUAGAAAUGUUCCCAAGACUGUGGGCCGCUUUUCCAUCAUGAAGGCAGAGGAGAAAGAGGAGCAGCUCACCGACAGCUCGCCUGUCUCUCCAGACCUGGAGAAAGAUCGGAGGAAGGCGAAAGCGAAGGAGGGAGAAAAGGAAGAAAGAGCAAUCCCAGUGGGCUACCACCAUCCACCACGUAGCCACACACACUCUCCAACAGGAAGCAGUGAUGAUGAGAGUGAGGUGGAGGACGAGGACCUGAGGAGGGAACUGCAGAAACUAAGAGAAAAACAUAUCAAGGAGGUGGUGUCACUACAGGCACAGCAGAAGCAAGAACUACAGGAGCUCUACAGGCAACUGCGCAGUCUGAAAGAUUGCUUUCAGCCCCCUUCGACCCCUGCAACAUCACUGGCCAUUUCUCCCCGCAGACCCCGUCCCUCCAAACCCAAACCCCGGCCUCGUCCUCAUUCCCACACUGACAACAACGGAGUGACACACCAAGGUUCUCUCCAGCAAUCCAGCAGUUACUCCAGUGAAGAGCCAAACAGACUACAGUCUUACUGCAAACCUGAAAAAACAGCUUCACUGACUUCUAAGACAGCCCAAGGUGUAUCCAAUAAAGACACCACCUUCACAGACAAACUCCACAAACUUGUAGAUGAUUGGACAAAGGAGGCCAUUGAACCUGCCAUCUCCAAGCCUUCGCUCAAUCAGCUCAAGCAGAUUCAGCAAGCGCAGGAUUUAGGUGGCUGGAACCAGCUCACUGAGGCUUCACCUGCAGCGUGGUUCCCUACGACUUCCCUAAACCCCAGGACUGCUCACGUAUCAGCCAGCAACAGCAACACAGGAGGCCACGCCCCUCCAGCCUGCACUCAGCCCUCCAUCCCUCCUGUAUCACAGCAGAGCCUCCAGUCCUUUCAGCCGCUUCAGUAUGGCCAGCCCAGCAUACCAGUCUCUAGUGUACCCACCUCUCUGACCGCCCACUCUACUACUUCUACAUCCAUGCCAGCCCCACCAACCACAACCGCCUCCACCUCCACAACCUCAGUCUACCCUUGCUCCUCCUCCUCCACAAAUGCGUGAUACUUCUUCUCCAUUAGGACAGCAGUACGAAAGGAUGAGCCAGGAGAGGAAAUAUUCCCACUUUGAGAAUGUGAAAGCCAAACAUGAAUUCUUCUGGGUGUGCACAUAUAUUUAAAAAAAUAAUAAUAAUAAAUUAAGGAACUUUUGGACAUUAGGUUAUCUUCUUUUUUUCUUUUUCUUUUUUUUUUUUAACUUAACAACAAUUCUAGUAAAAGGACUAUUUGAAAAAUUUUUUUUUUUUUUUUUUUUUUAAAGUGCAAUUAGUAACCAAGAUUUGAAUUCAUCCUUCUGCAUCAUCGUAACGUGUGUCUGUAUAGCCUAACGAGAUAUUUUUUGAGACGGAUACUAAUCAGAAAGUUGCCAUUUUAAGAGAGUAGAGCACAAGACGUCUUAAUAAGCAGUGAGAGCAAUCGCAUGUUUCACAACAGAGCAUGAAGACAUUUACCUCGGAGCCAUGGCUUCAGCCAUGUGACCAACUUGAACACUGUUUUACGAUCUAAUGCACGGCAUGUUCUUCAUGUUUCCUCUAUUUUGCACCGAUUGAUAUUUGUAUUAAUAACAUUUCGGUUAGUUAAGGGAUUUCGGUAAUAACAUGAACAAUCAGAUUGAAUAGUCAAAAUUGAUUUCAAUCAAGUGUUCCGCAAUGGAUGCUGGAGAAGCUCUCCAGAUUGUCCAUUUCAGUAGAAAUUUAAAGCAGCUGUGAUUGCAGUAUUUCCUAUCUCUCAUCAACAGACUCUUCUCUUCAGGUCGUUUUAGUAAGGAUGGUUUCAGGAUGCUGCAACUGAAGCGAGUUCUGUCCAGUCUUGUGCUAGUGUGUUUUGCACAGUUACCGACAUCCCUCUGAGCUCAUCAGUGAGCACUGUUUAUCAGAUUUAACCACUUGAGAGAAACUAUAAACUGAUGUACAGUGUAUUCCUCAUCAAACUUAAUUUCAUUUGCUCUCACGUUAUAUUUUAACGAGUGAUGUAUGUGAAGCUACCAAGAACAGAAGAUUUGCACCUGACCGUAUGUUUCCUUUCUGAGAUUUUAAGGACAGCCUUAAACAGUAACUAAUAUAAAGUUAAAUACUUUUUGCUUUUAAACUUAGGGUGGUGCUCGAAAGUUUGUCGACCCUUUUCUAUAUUUCCGCACAAAUAUGACCUAAAACGUCAUCAGAUUUCCACACCAGUCCUAACUGUAGAUAAAGAGAACCCGAUUAAACAAAUGAGACAAAAAUAUUAUACUUGAUAUUAUUAUUUUAUUAUAAAUGAUCAAAUAUUACAUCUGUGGAGGCUUGGUGGCUUAGUGGUUAGCAACUUUGACUCGGACCUCCAGGGUGUGGGGUUUGAUUCCUGCCUCCACCCGGCAUGUGUAAAGUUUGCAUGUUCUCCCUGUGCUUCGACUUGUGUGCUUGGGGUCGUUGUCUUGCUGCAUGACCCACUUUCUCUUCAGAUUAAGUUCAUGGACUGAUGUCCUGACAUUUUCCGUUAGUAUUCGCUGGAAUACUUCAGAAUUCAUUGCUUCAUCAAUGAUGGCGAGUCGUCCUGACCCAGACGCUGUAAAACUGGCCCAAACCAUGAUACUACCACCAGCAUGGGAUUACAGAUGGGAUAAGGUUCUUAUGCUGGAAUGCUGUGUUUUUCUUUCUCAAAAUAUAGCACUUCCAAUUUAAACCCAAAGUUCCAUUUUGGUCUCAUCUCUCCACAAAACAUCUUUCCAAUAGCCUUCCGCCUUGUCCACGUGAUCUUUAGCAAACUGCAGAUGGGCAGCGAUGUUCUUUUUGGAGAGCAGUGGCUUUCUCCUUGCACCCCUGCCAUGCACACCAUUGUUGUCCAGUGUUCUCCUGAUGCUGGACUCAUGAACAUUAACAUUAGCCAAUGUGAGCGAGACCUUCAGCUACUUAGAAGUUACCCUGGUUCCUUUGUGCCCUCACAGAAUAUUACACGUCCUGCACUUGGAGUGAUCUUUGUUGGUCUCCACUCCUGAGGAAGGUAACAAUGGUCUUGCAUUUCCUCCAUUUGUACACAAUCUGUCUGACUGUGGAUUGGUGGAGUCCAAACUCUUUAGAGAUGGUUUUGUAAACUUUUCCAGCCUAUUGAGCAUCAACAGCUCUUUUUCUGAGGUCCUCAGAAAUCUCCUUUGUUCGUGCCAUGACACACUUCCACAACAAGUGUUGUGAAGAUCAGAUUUUGAUAGAUGUUCUUUAAUUAGAACAGGGCGCUCACUCACACCUGAUUAUCAUCCCAUUGGUUGAAAUCACCUGACUUUAGCUUCACCUUUAAAUUAACUGCUAAUCCUAGAGGUUCACAUACUUUUACCUCUCACAGAUGUGUAAUAUCAGAUCAUUUUCCUCAAUAAAUAAAUGACCGAGUAUAAUAUUUUUGUCUCAUUUGUUUAAUUGGGUUCUCUUUGUCUACUUUUAGGACUCGUGAUGGUAUAUUUAUGCAGAUAUAUAGAAGAUUCUAAAACUUCUCAAACAUUCAAGAACCUGUGUAGACAGAAAAAUGACCAGCACCUUGUGAGUCAGUCAUGUUGUUUAAAAAUGUUUUUCCCAUUGGAGGAUUAUUAGUUCGGCGCACAGUAAGAUUUUGGUUUAAAAUAAAAAAAUUUAUGUAUCUUUCCCCAAAUGGAAGUUGUUGUGUAAUGUUCAUAAAGACUGCAGGAUGCAACAGAAAAGAAAAGUCAUGAAAAGGACAGAAAUAUGUUUUGUAACGUUACUAACUGUUGACCUUGUGGAUGUUGAGUUACCAUAACUGUUGAACAAGAUCAUGGAGAUUUGUGACGAUAAAAUUUCCAGUAAAUCUGUGUUGGUUCUUUUGUUUUCUGUGGGUCAACCUACAUAUUUAACGGUGGUGAGUUUACGUGCUGUCAAGUCACUAGUAUUUUCGUCUCAUGCCAUUGCUGUUUCUAUCCUGAAAUGUUACCAAAAUGUAAUCUAAAAGAAAGCAUUAUUUUUGUAUUUUGAACUGGGCUUGUAAAAAAAAAAAAAAUAAUAAUAACAAAAAAAAAAAAAACGUAAACUGAUGUUCUGAUUGGUGUUGCAGAAGCUGUGGUUGUAUUAUGAUGGGUCACAUUUCGUCUCAGCUCUGUUGAUAGAGUUCCCCUGCUUCAGUUCUGAGAUUUCUACGUGUCAAAGUUCACUUCUCUGGACGUUUCAGUAAGUUUUUGUUGCAAUUCAAUCGUAUUUAUAUGGGGGGAAAUAAAUCAAUCAUUUUCAUGCUCAAGUUUACCAGAGGACCCCAGAUUAAUGUAACUGAGCACCAACAACAAAGGUUUGUGAUCUAGACUCAGAUUAAACCUUUAUUGCAGGUGAUUUAGCUACUGUAAAACGAUAACUAAUGCAGCUGUUGAUUUUCUUUGUUUUGUAACUAAUCAGAUUAAAUGAUGGUGUUAAACCCCAAAAUGUGCUUCUCUUUCUAUGUGACAAGUUCGAAUGCAGUGUUGAUACAAAGUUCUGCCAGCAGAGGUCUCCAAAUUCACAGGAAAGUGACGCAUUUAUUCACUCUGAAGCAGAAUACAAUCCAAGUCUAGAGUCGAAAAGGGUCCAGGGUUUUUCUGAAGGGGUUUUUCUGUAUAUUCAUUUGUAUGCCAAAACAUGAUUGAUUCGUGAGUAUGUAAUCACUCCGAAUUAAUACAGUUCGGACGUGGCACGAGUCAUUAAAUGUAAUUAUAGAUGCAAAAAGA